Kwoniella shivajii is the source of this 1233-nucleotide messenger RNA. RefSeq lists its product as uncharacterized. Bases 1 to 1233 code for a protein of 410 amino acids. Gene Ontology annotation, molecular function: nickel cation binding. The record is from RefSeq and is a predicted model, not a curated record. Lineage: Eukaryota; Fungi; Basidiomycota; Tremellomycetes; Tremellales; Cryptococcaceae. The transcript has 2 exons.
AUGACCUAUCCACCGACUUCAUCACCAUCGUCAUCAUCUCAACCUACGGAAGUGGAACUUCAUUUAUUAUACGUCCUUUUAGAUUCUAAUUUACCUACAGGAGGAUUCGUCUCUUCUUCAGGACUUGAAUCAUUUGCUAAACAUGGAUUCUUAUCACCUAUUCCACCAACUUACCAUUCUUCAUUUUCAUCUUCUGUGACCACCACUCCCAAUAGGGCUGACCAAUCCCCUGAAAUCAAGAAAAGAAGUGUCGGUGAAGGGAUAGUAGAAUUCGCAAAAGCUGAAGUGAAGAAUUACGCCAUGACAACUGGAAGUUUCGUGGGUGAUUCUUGGACUUUGGUACAUGAUGCUUUGCGACAAUAUGAAACGCAACGACGUACAUCGAAAGGAAAAGGGAAAGGGAAAGGGAAAGGAACAGCUGACGAGAUCGCGACAGCAGAGGAAGAAGAACAACUAGAGAUUGACAAGUUAGUUGAAAAAGUGGUCGAAAGCAUAUCAAGAUUAGAUAAAUAUCAUGAAGCUACUUUGUUAUCACAUGUAGGAAGGAGAUCAUCAAAAGCUCAAGGUGUAGCAAUGUUAACUCUCUAUACUAGAGGAUUAUCCAAACCGACAUAUGAGACUUCGUCCGACCGUGACCAGCUCCACAAAAUUACGAAUGGCCACGAUAACGAUGACUAUGACGAUGACUAUGACGAUGACGAUAGUGAAAAGGAAAUAGAUUGGGAGGUGAAAAGAGAUGAAACUACGAAGAAAAUCGUUGAUUCGUUCAAGAGAUUAAUAAGGAAAAACGAAUCUCCAGGUCAUUUGGCUGUUUGUUGGGGUUUAAUGACUUCUUGUCUUGGUUUAUCAUUAGACCGCUCGAUACACCUUCAUUUAUUUCUUCACGCACGGUCACUUCUCUCUUCAGCCGUUCGACUGAAUCUCAUAGGACCAUAUUUAUCUUCUCAAUUACUGUUAAAUCCCUUCAGACAAAUAAUAGACGACCAAGUAAUCUUACUGCAAAGAGAAGGAUGUACGACUGGCUUAUUAUCACUCGAAACCCACCCUACUAAAAUGUCACUUCCAGAUCUAGAAUCAGAAGGAGAGACCAUACCGAAAACGCACCUAGAGGAUGAAGAAGAAUUCUGGAAAUGGACCGAAGAAGCUGAAAAAGGUCCAUCAACAACUUGGCCUCUGGGUGAAAUCUUGAUGGCAAGACAUGAUUUACAACAUUCAAGAAUAUUCAAUUCUUGA